Silurus meridionalis is the source of this 1422-nucleotide messenger RNA. Its product is annotated as GT1 domain-containing protein. Bases 353 to 1192 code for a protein of 279 amino acids. NCBI's taxonomy places the organism in Eukaryota, Metazoa, Chordata, Actinopteri, Siluriformes, Siluridae. The transcript has 7 exons. The record is from RefSeq and is a predicted model, not a curated record. Gene Ontology annotation, cellular component: nucleus.
GGAUUUGAGAGUUUUUAGCUCAGAAAUCAGGGUAUUUAAAAUCAGUCCCGAUGACGUCAAUCACCUGCGACUAAUCUCUAACGGACUUCCACUGCAUUAAUGAGCAGCGGCGCUUCCUGGAAUAAUGGAGUAGAUAAUGAGCUACUUGUGCUCUGGAAUUUAAUUUUAUUUAAUUUAAACCCUAUUUUUAAUGUAGUUUAAGAAAUCGCGCUUUAAACCAGUAUAGAAACAAAUCCCGGGCUCCCGUUGCUCUGUUGCCAUGGAUACACGGAAGCGGGGUUUCACUUUGGCGCUAAAUGAUUGCGUAGUGCGCGAGGUGCCUCGACAUGGCGGGCUGUAGAGUCCACGGCGCAUGCGCCAAGACGGCGGCUUUAUUCGGGUUCACCGCAGCCGUUAUCCGGAUCUUAUUAUCGGGAUAAAUCCACCGCGCUUCAGCCAAAUCCACCGCGCGGCUCCAGAACACACCAUGUCCCGGGAAAGAGCGGCUUUCUUCAGCCCGUUCGAGCAGAAGAUCAUCCUGGAGACUUUUGAGCAGUACAAAGCCGUCAUUACGGCCAAGUGUAACACCUCUGCUGCCGCCAAAUCCCGCGUGACCGCCUGGCAGAAGAUCGCUGAGCGCUUAAACGCCGCCAACCCCAACAACGUCAAGCGCACCUGGCAGCAGGUCAAAAUUAAAUACAAGAACAUCGUCCAGUGUGCGAACAGGAAACGCAAGCAGAAGUUUGGUGAAGGAGUUGCCACGCCCGGCUUUUCACCUGCCGGAGAGGUGGCGCUCUGGCGGAUCAGAGGGCGGCCGGUGGUAGACGCUGCCAUCCUGGGCCUCUCCUCCGAGCGCAUUGGGAUUAGCAUCGGGAAGACCAUAGCUACAGAGUCAGAAGGUUCAGGAGGUGUUAUACAAACAGUUCCAGCUGUUGCCAGUUGUGCAGAGGAGCCUGCUGAGCACUCGGAUUCAGAGCACGAUGAGAAGAACAUUGUGGUGUGUUCUCAUCAGGAACAGGGAACUGAAGCGCUCAUCUGCCAGGAAGACCCUGGAACUUCUGGACCCUCGGGUCCUGGCGACGAUGAGAGAGACGAGGACGUGACGGCGCUGUACAAACGUUACCUCAGACAGGAGAUCGCUUACCGCCAUCUGAAGAUGAAGAAGCUGGAGAAGGAGAUCCAGCUGCUUGAUAAACAGCUGGAUGUAGGUUAGGUCAGUGAUUAUUGAACUAAAGGUAAUAUCCCAUGAAAUAUGAAUGGAGGAGCUGAAUGAAGUAAACUCCGCCCCCUUUCCGUUUCUUUCCCACUUUUCUCCAUAUUUGGAUUACGGGAGGGUGAAUGAUGAUGUGGAUCAGAACCUCUAUGACUUUAUUUAAUUCUAAUUAUGUAUUUAUUCAAUGACAUAAAAUCCAAAGGAUGUCGGAUUAAAACACAAUCUCCGAA